This is a messenger RNA of Carassius carassius (crucian carp), 1751 nucleotides long. It is a transcript of the gene sowahcb, whose product is annotated as sosondowah ankyrin repeat domain family Cb. The record is from RefSeq and is a predicted model, not a curated record. The coding region runs from base 153 to 1751 and encodes 532 amino acids. Gene Ontology annotation, molecular function: protein binding. The transcript has a single exon. Lineage: Eukaryota; Metazoa; Chordata; Actinopteri; Cypriniformes; Cyprinidae.
GAGGCGCAUCGAGCAGAUUAACGGGGGGAAAACGACAGCCGCAGCAUUGUCUGUUUACAUCGCUAUAAACUGGGUAGAUUUCUGUUACCUAUUCGGUGAUAAUUGAUUUACAGAGAUAGUAGGCUAUUUAGUAAGCUUAGCGAAUACAUCCGAUGGCGACCGAAUGCAACCAAGAAGCGGUUUUAUAUUUCAUAAAGGAGAGAGGAGGACGCGUAAAAACCGUGGAUUUAACGGAUCAUUUUCGUGCGACAUUCCCUAAAGAUCCUGCAUUAAGCCCAGUGGCAAAGGGAGCGUUUAAACGCUAUGUAGACAGCGUAGCUUACUUUAAAGAGGAAAAUGGCGAGAAAUACGUUUGCCUUAAGAAGAAAUUUAGGAAAUCAACGGGUUCAAUCGAGAGGAGUGACAGAAAUAGUCCAGCUGAUGAUCGCAAAUCCCGUGGAGAAAGAAGCCACGUGUCCUCACAGGCCUCUGAAAGCAAAAGUGGAGGAAAAGAAUUGGGGAUGUUACCUGGCUCAGGUUGCGCAACUGGUAAUGCGGGAGGAGCACAAUCUGAGCCGGAUAUUUCAGUCAAGUUUCCACAGGGUGUGAACAGCAGCACAGAUUCUGAACUCAUGGGGAACUCAAGCAGGGGCACGGCGGAGGACAAACCUGCUUUAAGUGUGAAAAUAAGUAAACCACAGGCGGCAGAGAAAGGUCCAAGCCCCGAGAUAUCAGUGCGAGACUCCGACGGGACUGUGUGCAAUUCGACAUGUUUACAGAGAAAUGAAACACACACUGGUGAAUUGAAAGACGAAUCACAGGAUGAGGCUGGAAAAGAAAACAGACCUCAGCGUGUGAGAAUUCGGCCGAGAAAUAAACUGACUGAAGAAGAUCAGCCGGACUCCAUCAGCGACACUCCGAAGAACAGCCGUGAACAUUUGGUCGAGGCUUUGACCAGCAGUUCACCUCAGGUUCGUCGCAGUGUUUAUCUCUCGGGCAGAUUUAAAGACUUUCCGCGGGGUGACAGCGACUAUGAGUCCGCCACAGUGACGCUCGAGCCGCUGGAGCACGAGUGGAUGAUGUGCGCGUCUGACGGACACUGGGAGAGUCUCCACCGGCUGCUGGACAGAGAGCCCAGCCUCCUGACCAGGAAAGACUUUGUGACAGGAUUCACAUGCCUGCACUGGGCUGCAAAGCUCGGGAAACACGAACUGAUUGUAAUGCUCGUCAACUUUGCCAAAGAACAUCACGUCACUGUGAACAUCAACGCGCGUUCCAGCGCGGGUUACACGCCUCUGCAUUUAGCUGCGAUGCACGAUCAUCUGGAGGUCGUCAAACUGUUAGUCGGAGCGUUUGACGCCGAUGUGGAGGCGCGAGAUUUUAACGGGAGAAAGGCGUGUCAGUAUCUGAAGAGUGAUAUUGGGCAAAACAUUCUGGACAUCGUGGGCGCGUGCGUGGGGUCUGACGCAGACAGCAUGGAUGUUGGAGACGCGAGUCGCUGGAGAUUGUCAAGAGUCAUUCAGUCCAACUUCAGACCUCUGAAAACUCAAAACCAUAGCAGCGAAGAAGAAAGCAGGGGCUUGACUAAACAGAAGUCUCUCCGCAGGAAAUCUUCCUUUUCUAAAAUGAAACCCAAUCUCAAUAAAAUCCGCACGAGGUCGCAGAUAGUUCACAGCACGUCACUCUUUGAUAGAUUUGAGAAAGAUACAACAGAAGAGUCUCCAAACUUCUUAAGACCCAAAUCGAACCUCUUUGCUGCUUUUGAUCACUGA